AUGGGUCUAAUGGCCCAUCUGGAGGACCUGGAGCAUCAUCUGGCUCUGCCGUACCAGCUACUGGAUCUAAUGGGCCAUCUGGAGCUCCUGGAGCAACAACUGGCUCGGCCAUACAAGCUACUGGAUCUAGUGGCCCAUCUGGAGGCCCUGGAGCGUCAUCUGGCUCUGCCGUACCAGCUACUGGAUCUAAUGGGCCAUCUGGAGCUCCUGGAGCAACAACUGGCUCGGCCAUUGCAGCUACUGGAUCUAAUGGCCCAUCUGGAGGACCUGGAGCAUCAACUGGCUCUGCAGUACCAGCCACUGGAUCUAUUGGCCCAUCUGGAGGACCUGGAGCAACAACUGGCUCUGCAGUACCAGCCACUGGAUCUAAUAGCCCAUCUGGAGGACCUGGAGCAACAACUGGCUCUGCAGUACCAGCCACUGGAUCUAAUGGCCCAUCUGGAGCACCUGGAGCAUCAUCUGGCUCUGCUGUACCAGCUACUGGAUCUAAUGGCCCAUCUGGAGCAGCUGGAGCAACAACUGGCUCUGCCGUACCAGCUACCGGUUCUAAUGGCCCAUCUGGAGGACCUGGAGCAACAACUGGCUCUGCGGUACCAGCCACUGGAUCUAAUGGCCCAUCUGGAGCACCUGGAGCAACAACUGGCUCUCCCAUACCAGCUACUGGAUCUAAUGCUACUGGAUCUAAUGGCCCAUCUGGAGGAUCUGUAUCAUCAACUGGCUCUGUCGUACCAGCUACCGGAUCUAAUGGUCAAUCUGGAGGACCUGGAGCAUCAUCUGGCUCUACCGUACCAAUUACCGGAUCUAAUGGCCCAUCUGGAGGACCUGGAGCAUCAUAUGGCUCUGCCGUACCAGCUACUGGAUCUAUUGGCCCAUCUGGAGGACUUGGAGCAUCAUCUGGUGCUGCCGUACCAGCUACUGGACCUAAUGGCACAUCUGGAGCACCUGGAGCAACAACUGGCUCUGCCGUAA
Molecule: messenger RNA, 969 nt
Organism: Symsagittifera roscoffensis
Lineage: Eukaryota; Metazoa; Xenacoelomorpha; Acoela; Convolutidae
Product: involucrin-like
Exons: 2
Coding region: 1-969 (322 amino acids)
Source: RefSeq, a predicted model, not a curated record